CCAUAUACGCUGUUUUAGGUUGGAUUCUGUGAUUAUUUAUUGCAAUCCAACUACAUAAGUAAUUUUUAUUUAUUUAUUUAUGGCCUGUAAGAACGACCUAAAAACUAAAGUGUUAUGGAAUUGCAAUUCCAUUUUGUGCUGUUAUUCCACCUAAUUUGAUAAAAACGUCAUACGAAGAUAUGAUUACUAGCAACGAUAAAGUAAACCUAAUCCAGAGGAUUAUGUUUUAAUAUAACUGGGAAAAGAUGGCCACGGCCUAUGUAACCAGUGACGAACUCUGGCGCGAGUGUGCUAGUUGGCUGACACAAUGGGACGUCCUACGCAGUGAUCACAGAGCCAAUUGGCCUAAUGCUGGAAUUGUUGAUCUUGCCAAUACUCUUCGGGAUGGUGUAUUACUUUGUACGUUACUUAAUAAGAUAGAUCCCGGUUGCAUUGACAUGAAGGAUGUUAAUUUAAAGCCGGCAAUGGCACAGUUUUUGUGCUUGAGAAAUAUACGAUUAUUCUUAAGGACUUGCAAUGUCACUUUCGGAAUUAAGGAAUCAGAUUUGUUUGAGGAGUUGAUGCUAUUUGAUCUAACAAAUUUUCAUAAAGUGUUAUGCACCAUCUCCAAGCUGUCACUAAGUCCCAAGUCUUUGAAGAGUAAUAUACCUGGAUUUUCUGCUCAAAAUGUUCAAUCUCGUGAAGAGGAGGAUAUAUAUCAGAGUCUGAAGUCUGUUGAACCACCAACUCGGUCAGCCUUAAAUGUCGUGGAGUAUGAGGAAUAUGGUGACUAUAACAGGGGUGAGGAAAUUUACCAGGAUCUUUGUUCUUUACAGCAAGUACCACACUCGGAGUUCGUUGGGACGCAUCCACCCUUAGAAAAAAGAGACUAUGUUAUUAAAGAGCUUGUAGAAACUGAGCAUAAUUAUGUAGAAGUAUUAAAUAAACUGAAGAAGAAUUUUAUGAAACCUCUUCAAGCUCAUCUACGGCCUGAAUUACGUCCGAUCGUUUUUUGCAAAAUUAACGAACUACACGAAAUUCAUACAGGUUUCCUAAGUCAAUUGCUCAAAGUUGGUACUGAUAAAUCUGUUAGGUUAGGCGGUAUUUUUAUGGCGUGGAGAGAGAGAUUCCUGGUGUAUGGAACGUAUUGUGGUAAUUUGUCUUAUGCUUGUGCGUUAUUACAAGAUUUCUGUGAUAAAGAUGAAAUUCUUAACCAGGCUAUUAUUAAAUGUGAAAAAGAAGACAAUAAUGGGAGGUUUAAAUUGCGAGACGUUUUAUCUGUCCCAAUGCAAAGGAUACUAAAGUAUCAUUUGCUACUGGAAAAACUUAUCGAACUGACAGAUCCUAAUCAUGAAGAAUAUCAAGAAUUAAAACGAGCCAGAGAAGUUAUGCUGGAUGUGGCUGGUUACAUUAACGAAGCCGCUCGAGAUAGUGAACAUCUCGCCGUUAUAAAAAAAUUGCAGGAAAAUAUAGUGGAGUGGGACGUAUCCUCCGAAAUUAAGCUAGAAAAUUGUGGACGUCUUAUCAAAGAUGCGGAACUAAAAAUUAAAGCUCACGAUGAUCAAAAAAUUCGUAACCGCUAUGUGUUCAUAUUUGAUAAAGUUAUGAUUUUAUGUAAACAAAUUAAAGGAAAUCAAUUUGCUUAUCGCGAUAUGUUGCAUUUACCCGAAUAUCGAAUUGAAAAUUUUAAUAAUAGAGCGCUUUUAAAUCGUGAAGCUCGAUGGUCAUACCAGUGGCAUUUGGUGAAGCAUAAUCAAUCCAUUGCGUAUACUAUAUAUGCGCGUAGUAUCGAAAUUAAAGAAAAAAUGAUUAAAGCUUUAAGGGAUGCUGUGGAUAAUGUUCGUCCGGCAAGUCUAGCGAGAACCAACCACCGGUUUGAAAUGCACACAUUUAGCAAACCAGUUACUUGUAACCGUUGCUCAAAAUAUUUAAAAGGUCUUAUCUUUCAAGGAUACAGGUGCAGAGUGUGUGAUAUUGCUAUUCAUAAGGAGUGUAUUGCGACCUCUGGUCGAUGUGGCGCACCACCACCUCCUCCGCCGCACAUCUUACACAGUGAUGUUCAGCUAUCUAACAAAUUAUGGUUUGUUGGGGAAAUGGAUCGAAACGAAGCUUCGACGGCCUUAGAACAUCGUAGAAAUGGAACUUAUUUAGUUCGCAUAAGAUCACAGAGAGAUGAUCGAGAUCGUUUUGCGUUAAGUCUUAAGACAGACAACACAGUGAAACAUAUGAAAAUAUGUUGUGAUAUAACAGGGUCUGAAGAAAAAUACUUUUUAUCUUUAUCGAAGUACUUUAACAGUAUUGAAGCGUUAAUUGAAAAUUAUCAACAUUCUAGUCUGAAAGAGAAUUUUGAACGGUUGGAAGAGCACACUAAAUUAGAAUGGCCUUAUCGCCAAUUGAGGGCGGUAGCGUGUAGAGAUUUCGAUCCUCAAGAUUGCGAACAUAUUUCCUUUCGAGAAGGUCAGGAAGUAAUCGUGUUAUGUCAAGAAGGAUAUCGAAAUGGAUGGUGGAAGGGCAAAUGUGAUGAUCAGGUUGGGUACUUCCCUAGUUCGUACGUAAGAACUUUGGAUUACAUAAUUCCCGAGAUUUACUAAUAAGCAUUUUCAUCGAUGCUAGUCAGAUUUCUUGCAAUAAACAGAUUUAUAUGAAUAUUAAAAACUGCACUGGUUAUUAAAAAUAAAAUUAUUUAUAAUGUAGCGUUCCAUGAGCAUUUAGUUAAUUAAAGAAAAGUUCUAGUAUGACUUUAAUUAUAAUUAGGUGCCAUUUCGAUUUUAUCUACUGUUUUUAUUGAUUGUAUAGAUAAAUUUAUUUUUACAAAGGAAUACUAUUGUAGAUUUUUAGCUUUUUAAAUGUUUUAGUGUUAGCAUAAUUUUGGUGCUGUCUGCCGAGCUAAUUUUUCUGUGUGUAACAUUCCUUUUUUGUUAAUACCUCAACUAUUAUAUAUAAUUAAUAAAUAUACCAUGUUCAAAUUGACAACGCAUCAAUGAUGAAAUAUGAAACUCAUAUCUAGUUAAACUGUCGUGAUGAAUAUUCCAUGACCAAGAUUACAAUUGAUCAAUUAUUGCUUGCUCAAUUUGAAUAUUGCAUAUUAUCGCCGUUCCAUUCCUUUAAAAUCUGUAUCUAUGUUAACUGAUGUUUGUAGUACAAAUAGUGUUUAUCGACAAUUUUGCAAUUUUUUUUAUUUUUCUAAUGAAAAGCAUAUUAUAGAAACUUUCAAUUUCAAGUUGAGGUAACUGCGCCAACAACAUAGCGAUGGCAAUGUGAACUUUUAAGACUGCAUGAAGUAAUUGGUAUGCCUAACAAGUUGAUAUCGUGCAUAACAUAAGGCAGUGA
This is a messenger RNA of Photinus pyralis (common eastern firefly), 3309 nucleotides long. It is a transcript of the gene Vav, whose product is annotated as protein vav. Gene Ontology annotation, cellular component: cytoplasm. The transcript is spliced from 15 exons. Gene Ontology annotation, molecular function: guanyl-nucleotide exchange factor activity; protein binding. The record is from RefSeq and is a predicted model, not a curated record. Gene Ontology annotation, biological process: cell migration; regulation of GTPase activity. Bases 246 to 2570 code for a protein of 774 amino acids. Lineage: Eukaryota; Metazoa; Arthropoda; Insecta; Coleoptera; Lampyridae.